Molecule: messenger RNA, 1815 nt
Organism: Hyalella azteca
Lineage: Eukaryota; Metazoa; Arthropoda; Malacostraca; Amphipoda; Hyalellidae
Product: NADH-cytochrome b5 reductase 3
Exons: 8
Coding region: 145-1080 (311 amino acids)
Cellular component (GO): mitochondrion
Molecular function (GO): oxidoreductase activity; FAD binding
Source: RefSeq, a predicted model, not a curated record
UAUCUAGAACCUUUGCAAGUAAUACAGUUGAAUUACUUUUUCAUUCCAGGAGUGAAAGAUUUUUAAUGUUGCCUCAAAACUAACCUGUUAACGCCUAGUCCUGCGGUGGUGUUGUGGAACUAUAGAAUAAGUUAUUUUAGCAAAAUGGUUCACUCUGAUGAAUCUGCUUGGCAGACUGUGCCAGUGGUGGUUGGCAUGUGUGUUGUGAUUGGGACAGCAGUUCUGGCCAAGCUUUACUUCUCCUACAGCAGCAUCACUGGCAAGAAACAGCCAAAAACUCUUCAAGACCCCAAUGUGAAAUACCCUCUCAAGCUCAUCAAUAGGGAGGAAGUUUCUCAUGACACCCGCAGAUUUACAUUUGCCCUCCCUUCAACUGAACAUGUGCUGGGACUGCCGGUUGGUCAGCACAUCUACCUGUCUGCCCGCAUCGACGGGCAGUUGGUGGUACGACCCUACACGCCCGUCACGUCUGACCACACGCUGGGCUACAUGGACCUCGUCAUCAAGGUCUACUUCAAGAACGUCCAUCCCAAGUUUCCUGAAGGUGGCAAGAUGAGCCAAUAUCUGGAGAACAUGAAAGUUGGUGACACCAUUGACGUCCGAGGACCAUCGGGACUGCUGUCGUACCUGGGCAGAGGCCAGUUCGCCAUCAAGCCGGACAAGAAGAGCCCGCCCAACGUCCUCUCCGCCAAGAAAGUCAACAUGAUUGCUGGUGGCACUGGCAUCACUCCCAUGCUGCAGCUUGUGCGUGAGGUGCUGCGCGACGAAGAUGACAAGACACAACUGGCUCUGCUCUUCGCUAACCAGACCGAGGCUGACAUCCUCCUCAGGGACGAGCUGGACGAACUUGCAGCCUCCAAUGCUGACAGGUUUAAACUCUGGUACACGCUUGACCGCCCCGAGGAAGGAUGGAAGUACAGCAGCGGAUUCGUCAACAGCGACAUGAUCAGCGGUCAUCUGUUCCCUGCCUCGGACGACCCGCUCACGUUGAUCUGCGGGCCUCCCCCAAUGGUCAAUUUCGCCUGCAUCCCCAACCUGGAAAAGCUCGGCCACAAACCAAGCCUCAGAUUCGCUUACUAACUUGCAACCAAAUCUGCAAUCGACUACACACGAGGAUAUCGUAUCUUUCUGAGUUUUGUUAGCAUUACUGAUCAGUGCCACAUGAACAAAAAUUUUUUCCAUGUUAAUAAUGAACACCACAUGAAUAAAAAUGUUUUCUCUAAUAAAUCUUUAUACUAUUACUGUACCCAACAUUGAUGGAGCAUCCUUAUAAUCAAAUGAUAAGAUCAGAGGAUCAGAUCAAUUGGGUUUAUAAGUACGUGAAGCGCGAGUGACAAGCAGUACGAAUGUCAACGAUUUCAUUUAAAAUGACUUGGAACUUCGUGCGUCGCUAAUCAAUGGCAUUGUUCAUAAUGAAAAUAACACACCGAUUCCUUGCCAAUUUGUCACAAGUAGAAAUUACUUUAGAAUAUUUAGCAGCUUAUAAUAAUGUUUGGUUUGAAACGCUUAUGUUGGUGCCUUUGUUAUGUUGAUACUGCAUUUUCUUGUUUCUCGGGAGCUGGGUUUAUGCCUGACUUAAUUGGUACACUAAUUCUUGUUUUUGUGGUGCUUCCAAACCAUAUGCUUGAGCCAUCAUCAUUGCGGCAACUAUCCUCACGAUUGGCGAUAGUGGGCCCUCUUUUCAUGACUGUGAUUAUUUUCUAUUCGAUUGCCAAUAUUGUUUGUGAAUAAAUAUUUGCCUCGUAUCGUAGAAAAGUUAAAUACGCACUAUAUAUUAUCUGAGUGAACAUUGAAUUAUACAAGUUAUUUCUGAAA